This is a messenger RNA of Durotheca rogersii, 898 nucleotides long. RefSeq lists its product as uncharacterized. Bases 94 to 744 code for a protein of 216 amino acids. The transcript has 3 exons. The record is from RefSeq and is a predicted model, not a curated record. NCBI's taxonomy places the organism in Eukaryota, Fungi, Ascomycota, Sordariomycetes, Xylariales, Xylariaceae.
UCACAAGGACGGAAUACGAUAAUGUCGAAGAUCACCGGUUGGCACGUGAACCGACUACACUUCUGGGUCUAGCCCGGUCCCCGGCCUCGUUGGAUGAGAAAGGCACGGCUCCGCGUUGGCGCACACGAGGGAUGCUCUGUACGCCGUUCACGGUUGCGCUCGUAUAUUAGGUCGUCCCACGGCGCGCUCCUGGGAUAUGCGGUGCGGGGAGGGUGCUGUUCUAAGCGCCGCUGGCGGGCACUCCAAUCCGUGGGUAGCCUUUUGCAGACGGACGUCGGUCAGCCUGGUCGGAUGUCGGGAUCUAUGGGGAUACUUCCGGGGCGGAUUCCCCAAAAGAAAAAUCGUGUAUGCAGGGAGAAGGGUGAGGCGAAAAGCGCCUGCCAGCCUGUCAGUGAUAAGGUGAGGGUCAUGGAAUCUCCUUACGCCCACGGCGGCAGUGGGAGAACGGGAUACACUAAGAAAUUAGUGCCGGCCGCGGCAGGAAACGGGGAUGCGAGCAGCCUAUUCCAUCUCCACGGCCAAUCGCCUUCGACCUACCCUAGGGGGCCAUGCUACCGUAACCGCCGCCAUCAGAAGUCCCGUCCAGACCGACUUUUUUCUUUUCUGAGCUUCGGGGUUGCCAUGUGCUCGUCGCCGAUGCCCGCACUACGAAAAACGUCGUCAUCGCGACCGGGGUCGUUAUACCUGGCCGCGUACGCGGAUCUGCCAGAUCAUAUAUCAUAUUUCUUAGAGGGGAGAGCCUAAUGCUGCAAAGCAUCGGCCGAGUCGAAUGCAAGGAUCUUUACGCCGCAGCGCAUGACGGGCUCGAGAAGUUAUAGUCGGUGAAGCGAGGACUGCUCAUUCCCCGACGCCGAAUCGAGGGCCAGGUCCGAAAAAGAAAAGGAGGAAAGCCUGGUCU